AUGAUGGUGAACCAGAAUCCCUUAUGCAACCUCCUCCUGAUCAAACUUCUCCCUAAGAGAUUACUACUAAGAUUGAUCUACCUGAUUAGUCUUCACCUCGUCAGCCAGAAUCCCAAAAAAUAGAUAGGGGAUCUCCUAAUCAUACUAGUCAAAUCUCGGAAGACAAAGAGGAAGCCAUUCCAGAAGAAGAAUGGCAGAAAACGAAAGAGGAAUUGUUGGCUUAAGGAAAAACAGAGGAUCCGCCUAGAUUUAGAUUACAUUGAUAGGAAGCCAAAAGAAAAUCGUUAUUGCAUCUUUCUUCAGCCGGCGCUAAUGGUACAAGUUAAAUAGUAUUUAGAUUAUGGUGCUAUUUAUAGAUGAAUAAAGAAUGGAGCUGAGUUAUGCCUGAGAAAAUAAGUGCUAGAGCACUUGGACUCAUAUGAAGUUGAACAAUGGUAGUGGAAGAAAGAUCCUCAUGAUAUUUUAUCUAUUAAUUUUAUGCGUAAGCAUGGAUAGGCAAAUUUGUUUGCUUGGAUGACAGAAUAAGGUAUUCAAAUGAGUGAGACAGAUCCACCUAGAUUAGAACCUGAUGCAUUUGAUCCAGACUUCGUAUACUUUUUGAACUUCCACAUCCUUAAGAUGGAAUAAUAAGUGAGGAAAAUGUUGCUGAGUUUGUUAGUGAUGGUGUUAUCAAUAUUAAUUAUUUGAAGACAUUGUUGAAAC
Paramecium octaurelia is the source of this 702-nucleotide messenger RNA. The record is from the annotation of a GenBank genome assembly. NCBI's taxonomy places the organism in Eukaryota, Ciliophora, Oligohymenophorea, Peniculida, Parameciidae.